AAAAGCAUUUGAAAUAUCUUUAAAAAAUUUUAAUAUUGAUUUUUAUUUAAUUUUUUGUUUCUCUGAGCUUCGGAGGCCAGCUAGUGGUGAAAAUAUAAGCUACAGCUACACAGUUAAGAAUACGAAACUGAAUUGUAAAUAUAUUUUAUAUUCACUGUACUCUUCGUCAACCCUUUUUUCUCAUUGCAUAUAACGUUAGUUCUCUCAAGAAUUAAAAAAAAAGUUGUUUUUCUUUUAUGAUGCAAAUCAUACCUUGUUAAAAUGGUUGAUUUUAAAGAAAAGUCUUUUGAAAUGGAGGAUAGUGCAAGAUGAAUUAUUAAGGACUCUUUUGUACCAAAGACUUUCUAGCGAGGAUGAGGGUUUUCGGAGGUGCCAUGAAAGAGUAAAAGGGCAAGAUGUCUCAAAGUGCAUGGGAUCGCCGACUUCUCCACAAGAGCAAUAAUCAUCCUCUGAUAAGUGGAAACGGUGAAGAAAAGAAGGGAAUGGACCAUGUCCAGGAGAGUGUUUUGUUGAACAAGAGCUUGAAGCUCUCCAGUCGAUUUAUAUAAAUGAAAUUGAAGUUAAGAGCUAUGAGGAGAAAUUGACAUCUGUAUCAAUAGAUCUCCAUCCUGCCACUGCAGAUAAUCAUGAUGAACAAUAUGUUCGAAUGACUUUGAAAUUUAUUUUGGGUGAAGAGUAUCCACAAGUUGUACCUGAAAUUUCAAUUAGGAAUCCUAGAGGCUUAUCUGAAGAAAAGCUCAAUAGCAUUAUGCAAGAUCUGUCAUCUUUAGCGGAAAACAAAACUGGCAAUUCUAUGCUUUUUGAAAUAAUUGAAGCUGCUAAAGAACAUUUGACAAAUGAAAAUCGACCUUGUGGUGAAUGUGCAAUUUGCCUGUAUGGUUUUAGUGAGGAUGAUGUAUUUACUAAAACAGAAUGCUAUCAUUAUUUUCAUUCACAUUGUUUGGCAAGGUAUGUAAAAAAUGCUGCUGCUGCUUCUGAGAAUAAUGUUGAAGCCAAUUACAGUGAUGCACCUUCUGAUAAAAAGGUUUUGUGUCCUAUGUGCCGCUUACCAAUUCACUUUGAAGGUUCUGAGGAACUUUAUCCUCCACCUUCAGCUAAAGAUGAUGAAUAUGUGAUUGAUGAGGAAAUUUUAGCACAUCAAAAAAAGAUGGCUGAUUUGUAUCAGAAACAACUAAAUAAGGGAGGCAUAAUUGAUAUUGAGGCUGAAAAAAAUAAAUACCUGUUGGAAAUUUCAAAUGUUCCUACUCGAGUCGGUGCCACUGAAAAAUCAAGCCCAAGCUCUACAGUAGAUGAUACUGAUUCUACUCCAGAAGCUGAUCCAUCCUCCAAAACAGAUGAAAAUGCUUGUGCUGAUUCACAAUCUUUGUUGAAGAAUAAAGUAUCAGGAAGUAAAGACUCUCGAACUGAACCCAGAAAUAAAGAUAAGCAUGAUAACAGACCAAGGAAUGAUAGAUAUGGUUAUAAUAAACAUUCCAGAAAUAAUGUUAAUCGUAAUAAUUCUUAUAGAGGUAAUCAGAGAUACAAUAGGUAUUCUAAGCCUAAUACUCAAAACUACAACCGAAAAAGUAAUAAUACUUUUACAACUGAAGAAAUAGAUUAUAAGGAUGAACAGUAUACUGAUGAUGAAAAUAACUCGCCUCAGAAUAAGCAUAAAAAUGCUGUUGGAGAUUACUCUGAAAGUUCCCAUGAUACAUCUCCAGUUUCAGAAUCCUCUCUUGCAUAUAGAUCAUAUAAUAUUCAGCAUAAAAGUGGGGGAACUAAUGUUAGUGAUUCUAGAAAAUAUGUUAAUGACAAGAAAGGAAGUAAUUAUAGACCACAUUCAAACCGGGACCGAAGACAUGGGCCAAAUGAUUAUGAAAAGCAUGGUUACAGGGGAAAUCAACGAGGCACUAAAGGCAGCCCUUCCAAAAACGAUUCACCUAGUAAAAACGACUUUCAAAAUGAUGUAAUGAAUGAUGAUGUUUCUGUAUAUGAUUCUAAUAUUCAUGAAAAUUCAAGUGAAUCCGUGAGUGGAUGGGCUGCUGCUUCUGCACUAACAGAAAGACAGAGUAAUUAUAAGAAUUUUAAUAAAACGCAGAAUUCUAAUAAAAUGCAGGGAAACAGAUCUGGAUAUACUAGCACUCAAAGUAAAAGAAAUUCUUAUCGUAAUGGUGAUUCUGAUGCAAUUUAUCCAGAUGAUAAUGUUCAAAGUCAAGAAGGAAGAAAAGACUAUUUUAGAAGAGGAAAAUCUGGAAAAGGUUUUCGAAAUAGUUACAAUGAUAGACAACAUUAUAGAGAAAACAACUAUAAUUCCCAAGGUGACAGAUAUUCGCAAGAAAAUAAUCAUACAAGAAACUUUAAUCAGCAAUCACGUCAAGGAGACAGAUAUUCACAAGAGAAAAACUCUUACAAUUAUGAGGAUAGAAGAGAUUAUAACAAGAAUAGGUCUAAUGAUCGAGCAGUCCAUGAAACCUCUAAUCGUAAGUUUUCAUCAGAUGACAAAUAUGAAUACCAUGAAAGAGAAAAUAAUCCCCAGGGAAAUAUUUCAAAGAAGUCCUCUUACAGAAACUACAAGGAUGAGCAGUUUGAUGAUGUGGAUAGCAAUUACAUAGAGAAGGGUGACAGAUAUAAUGGCAGAAAUAGAAAUAAUUCUCAUUACCAGAAUAGGGACCAGAAUUUUAAAGGAAAUCGAAAUAAUAGGUAUGACAGUCAUAGUUCUUAUCAAAAUAAUAGGAACGCAAAUAGACGAAAUACACCAAGAAAAUAUAGUGAUAACCUUGAUAGUCAUUACUACAAGGGUGAUGAAAUAACUGUGCCUGAAUCUCAGGCAAGCCAAGAAUCGGUAAAUUAUGUGAAUGAAAAGAAAUUUUCUACUUCCACUGAAGAGGUCUCAGUAGCAAAAACAGAUGUCAGCCGAAGCUUUGCUAACGAAAUUCCAGUUCAAGAAACCAAUGUACCUGAUACUACUAGUGAUGCCAUGCCACAGAAGGUAGUACGACCACCUCCUGGUUUUAAUAAUCCUCUGAAGAAAGUUGUUUAUGGUCUUCAGGCCGCCAAUCCUCCUCCGGGAUUUCCACGAAGCUGACAACAGUUGUUUCCGAGAGACUCCUUACUUUGGAUUAAAGGCUGGAUGCGAUGCUUUAAUAUUUUGACUUAUAUUUAUUUAUUUAAAAGUCUGUGAUGAUUUAAUUCUUUAACUAACUGUUUCAAUAACUUGAAGCCUGUAUGUUGGCUAUUUCUUUGUUACCUCAUUUUCAAUCAAUUUAUAAAAUUUUCUCUAUUUGCAAUUUUCAAAAAGUUUUAAUACCACAAUAUAGAUGUUUUUUUCUGUC
Molecule: messenger RNA, 3311 nt
Organism: Argiope bruennichi
Lineage: Eukaryota; Metazoa; Arthropoda; Arachnida; Araneae; Araneidae
Product: GATA zinc finger domain-containing protein 14-like
Exons: 10
Coding region: 647-3064 (805 amino acids)
Biological process (GO): protein ubiquitination
Cellular component (GO): nucleus
Molecular function (GO): protein binding; ubiquitin protein ligase activity
Source: RefSeq, a predicted model, not a curated record